AGGCCACUCAGAAGGCCCGGGUGCAUCCAGGGAGCCGAGAGGAGGCGGAGCAGCAGGAUGAACCCGGCGUCGCCCUCUCACCGGACGGCCCCGGAGCGAGCCCCGAGCCGCCGUCGCUGACGCACACACCUGACGGGAACACAGCCACGGACACGCUGGCCUCAGACCUGCUCCGGAAACUUGCAGAGCGACAGGAAGUAAACGGCCACGUGUUGAGGCUCAAAGAGGAAGAAGAGCCAGUGGAAGUCAACCUGGUGACACACAAUCAGCCACCCUCAGAGGAGAUUUCUCAUCCCGCCCUCAGGAUGACCAGCCACCACCUGUUCACUGUUAAAACAGAAGACCAGAACCUGACUGGGAACACAACAGGAGCUAAAGUAGUCGAUGAGUGUCUUCUUGGUCUUCAAACGGUCUGUCAUCCCGCCUCGAAGACAACAGCCAACAGAGCCAACAACCCCCAGUUUCGAGUGAAACUGGAGGAUCACGAUAUCUCAGAACUGAGCCAUCACCUCUUCACUGGAGCCAAGAUGGAGGACAGCCAUCCCAUUAAAGCAAAAACUGCAGAGCUGCCUUUUCCUGACGUUAACAUCAACAAGUUUUUCUCUGAAGUGAAGAAGGAAGACCUCGUCGUGGAGAACGGGUUCAUGUCUGGAGCCAAGAUGGCGGCUCAGGUUUUCACCGGAGUCAAGAUGGAGGAGCAGCUCUUCUUUGGGGCCAACAUGGAGGAGCAGUGCCUCCGAGCGGUGCUGUGGCAGGACAUGUCGGUGAACCUGGCCUCCACACUGCUGCACCAGCUCUCAGAGAGGGUCAGUAAGUCCAACAGUCAGCAGAUGGAGAGGAAGACUCCGCCCAUCAGAAGCAGUCCUGUUCUGAAGGUGAAUAUGGACCAACUACACUCCUGCCCUCUGCUGACCCCCCGAGAACCUCCGUACGAAACACAAACCAGCCUCAGCAGAGACAAAACCACAAGUUCCUCUUACUUCUUCAGGUGUCACGUCUGCGGCUUUGAGACCGAAGGCCACGCCCUCUUCCAGAGUCACAUGAUGGAACACCGCCAAUGGGAGCACAGCUUGUUCUCACUGCACUGCUGCAGGUGCGAGCACUCCACCAACCAGGAGGCAGAGAUGAGGUUGCAUGUGGAGACGCACCUGCAGGGCGGCCCUGGAGCCACCAGAUGCCCCGUCACCCUUCCUGCCGCCUCCAGCAGAGCUCUGCCUGUUGCCGUGGCAACGGCGCCGGAGCAGAGCACCUCCGAGCAUCGCUGCCGCAUCUGCCAGAGGUCGUUUCCGGGGCAACAGGAGCUGCUGGUCCACUUCCAGGGCCACCGCCAGGGCAACCAGUACCGGUGCGACCGGUGCGGCCACCUGACGCGGACGGCCAACAAGCUGGUGGAGCACGUGCGCGUGCACACGGGCGAGCGGCCGUUCACCUGCGCCCUCUGCCCCUACAGCGCCAAGCGGCGGGACAGUCUGCGGCUGCACUGCAAGGUGAAGCACGGCGCCGCCGAGGCCACGCGCCGCCCGCACCCGGACCGCCCGCACCCGGACCGCCCGCACCCCAACAAACACGUCCAGCGGCUGCACACCGCCGCCCCUCCCUCCGCCUGCCCUCGUCCCCCUCACCUGUCGCUGUCCGAGCGAGCGGGCUGGAGGGAUCUGUCUCCCCUCCUCCCCAUCACCACGCUCAUCUCCCUGAAGCCACGCCCCCUUCCUUCAUCCUCCUCCUCCUCCUCAUCGCCCUCUAACAAACACUCCUUCCUGGGUUACCUCGGUUUAAAAACUUCUCUCUGAGCGUCCCUCCUGUCCCCCGUCCUCCUGCCCGUCCUCUGGACAUUAAAGCGAUGGAUGUAGAGCUCUGAAAUGUAUCUGAGGUCCAGAAUGUCCAACAGAACCGGUUCUGCUCAGCGCACUGACAGCAGACGAAGAACGUUUUGUAUUUAAUCGACUUUUGCAUCAUGCUCGUGAUUUUUGCUGCGAUCCUGCCUGCUUUAGUCAUAUAAUCACUUUACUCCUAUUUAAUCGUGUGACAUAUUUACUGCUUAUCUCUGCUCCUCCACAAACCCUGAGCCUGAAAAUCCACUUUUACACCUUUUUAUGGCCUUUAGCUCCUUCUGAAUGAAGCCACAGGACACUUCAAAAUAUUCUUCUAAUCAAGCUGUAGGAGAAAAGAACAAGUCGUUCUCCGUCCAGCUGAAAUGUAAAUGUUAGCACAGUUUAACUGAUUUAUUGUAGCCUGGCAGUUAAAACCAAAUCAAUGUCAUUAACCUCAAAAACAUGUUUAGAAAAAUUAAUUAAGAGAUGUUUAAACCAUCCAUCCAUCCAUCCAUUUUCUGUACACGCUUCUUCCUUUUCAGGGUCGCGUGGGUCACUGGU
This is a messenger RNA of Austrofundulus limnaeus, 2372 nucleotides long. RefSeq names its product zinc finger protein 827. Gene Ontology annotation, cellular component: nucleus. The record is from RefSeq and is a predicted model, not a curated record. Lineage: Eukaryota; Metazoa; Chordata; Actinopteri; Cyprinodontiformes; Rivulidae. Gene Ontology annotation, biological process: positive regulation of transcription by RNA polymerase II.